AUGGCCACUCAAACACCCUCUUCAUCUACUAAUUUCGAGGAUACUAAGAAAAGAAAAAGAGACAAUUCAUCUUGUUCGGAAGAAGAUGAAAAAAUCAUAACCUCUUCCUCACCUUCUUCCUUGAUGCCUCCAUGGAAACAUGAUGUUUUCCUUAGUUUCUAUGGCAAAGACACUCGCAAUAAUUUUAUGGAUCAUCUAUUUGUUGAUUUAAAACGAAAAGGUAUUCUCGUCUUUAGUGAUGACGAAACACUCAACCGAGGAAAAUGCAUUUCUCAAGAGCUUAUGCAAGCAAUUCAAGAAUCCAAAUAUGCCAUCGUCAUUUUUUCGACAAAUUAUACUUCGUCCAAAUGGUGCCUCAUGGAACUUGCCGAGAUUGUUGAAUGGGAGAAAAAAACGAAUCUCACAAUUAUUCCUAUUUUCUACCAUGUGGAUCCUUCAGACGUAAGAAAUCUAAGAGGGACUUUUGCAGAAGCUUUCACUGCACACGAAAAAGAUCCCAAGGUAGACAUCAAAGAAAUUGAUACAUGGAGAAAUGCUUGCAGAAAAGUCAGUAAUAUUGCCGGAGAGCACAUACUUGAGGACAGGUACGAGUCAACAAUUAUACAAAAAAUCAGUGGAAUAAUAUUCUACAAUUAUACAAUGCUAAAUAUCCUAAUUCAUGAUGAUGACCGGAAACUUGUUGGAAUAAACUCCCGUGUAGAGGAAAUGAUGAAGAAAUUGCAUAUGGAAUCAAAUGAUGUUCGCUUCUUAGGAAUUCAUGGGAUGGGUGGCGUUGGUAAAACAACGCUGGCCGAAAUAAUUUAUUAUAGAGCUUCUAUUCAAUUUGAAGGAAGCACCUUUAUUUCUUGUAUUAGAGAAGAUUCUAGAACUUGUGGUCUAGCUUCUUUACAAAAACAACUUCUUUCUAUGAUCAUGCAAGAAGAAAUACGUAUAUGGGAUCAUCACCAGGGAAUCAUGGUGAUAAGGACCAGGUUGCAGAAUAAAAAGGUUCUUAUCAUCCUCGAUGAUGUGGAUAGUUUAAAGCAACUAAUGGCAUUAGUAGGGAAUCAGAAAUGGUUUGGUCCAGGGAGUAGGGUGAUUAUAACAUGCAGAGAUAGUCAUCUAUUGAUAACACACGGAGUGAAUGAUAUCUAUAAGGUUGAGUUGCUUCAAACCACCGAUGCUUUGCAGCUCUUUAGUUUGUCAGCCUUCAAGCAAACCCAUCCUAUAGAGAAUUACAAGGAAAUAUCUAUGGAUUUUGUGAAUUAUACUCAAGGCCUUCCUUUAGCUCUUAAAGUUUUGGGUUCCUUCUUGUUUGGGAGAACAAUAGAUGCAUGGAAAAGUGCUAGGGAUCAACUAGAAGCAAUUCCUAAUAAAGAAGUUAUGGAUAUACUUCAAAUAAGUUUUGAUGGGUUGGAGGAAUCGCAACAAAAAUUAUUUUUGGAUGUGGCAUGUUUUCCUCAAGCAAGUUUGCAACUAAGGGACUCUUUUAAGGAAAUAUAUCCAGCCAUCGACAUUGAGGUUCUCGUCGACAAGUCCCUCAUUAACAAAUCAGAAUAUGGAAGGUUGUCCAUGUAUGAUUUGCUAAAAAAAAUGGGUCAGGAAAUAGUUCGCCGCGAGUGUCCUAAAGAACCUGGACGACGUAGUAGACUAUUUCGUGUGGAGGAUGUCUAUCACAUGCUGAAGAAUGAUACUGUUUUAAACAAUUUGAAGUACUUAGAUCUAAGUGAUUCUGAGAACUUGAUCGAAACUCCAAAUUUGACAGAAGCCCCAAAUCUUGAGAAAAUAUACCUUGCAGGUUGUGAAAGCUUGUGUGAGGUCCACCCAUCCAUCGGACUUCUCAAACGACUAAAACAUUUGAGUUUAAAUGAAUGUCUUACAAGACUACUAAUUCUAGACAAGUUCUGCUUACCUUCAUCGUUUAUGAGUUUCUCUGGCCUUCGCAAGUUAGAGUUAAGAGAUUGCAAAAACAUUUCAAUUUUUCCAAGUGUUAUUUGUAGUUUGUUAUCUCUUGAAAUUCUCCGUUUGUAUGGUUGGUCAAUGCUAGAGAAAUUUCCAGAUCUGAGUAGGCUGGAAUGCUUGAAGGAACUUCGGGCAUACGAAACUGCUAUAACACAAAUACCAUCUGCCAGUCUAAUCCCCAAGAGCAUCCGUUCCUUUAAUCUUGAAGGACACAAGAGGUUGCCAUGUGAAUCAAAAGAUUUGGCCAUGUUCAUUAAUGACUACUCUCUAACGAAACAAAGCUCAUAUCCCACCUAUGAUAUCGGAUCACCUGUAGAAUAUGAGAUGGAAGAAAUAUUUGAGGUAGAAGCACUGCAAAUUCAAUUUUACGAUAUGCUUGAGGUGAUGAUUAUACAUGGGUGGUCAUUUGGAUCUAGAAUCCCGGAGUGGGUCCAAAAUAAAAGUAAUGGCUCCUCUGUAAGGUUAGAGUUGGACGGUGAUUUGAAGGGGAUGGGAUGUGCUAUCUUUAUUGUUUGUGAUUGUCAUCAAUUCAAUUCCCCUGAAGGUACUUCAAUUUCUUCGUUAUUCAAGGUACUUACAUUUGUGGGGUUUAAAUUUUGUUUGGAUGACGGUACUCUAGAAGAUGAAUUUUACAAAUUUGUGUUUCCACCUUCCAUGGACAUCUAUUUCGAUAAGCCAAUUGUAUUCUGGGCGUAUAAACGGACUAUGCGAUUUUUUGAAUGCUGGAAGUCGAAUAAUUUGGAUAAACAGAAUUGCAUUAAGAUUUCAAUUACAGUAGAAAUAUUGGAUUAUGACUCCAAUCAAACUCCAGUGGAAUUAGAAGUGAAAGAAUGGGGGAUGCAUUUAGUAUGUCCUGAUGAUGCUGGUCUUGGUUUGGGAUCAGCUUUAGAUUCCUAUGGUCAAUUUUAUUCAGCAUGGAAAUGUGGCAUGCAUGACAAGAAAUGA
This is a messenger RNA of Carya illinoinensis, 2886 nucleotides long. RefSeq names its product disease resistance protein RPV1-like. The transcript has 4 exons. Gene Ontology annotation, biological process: signal transduction; defense response. The coding region runs from base 1 to 2886 and encodes 961 amino acids. The record is from RefSeq and is a predicted model, not a curated record. Gene Ontology annotation, molecular function: ADP binding; ATP hydrolysis activity. Lineage: Eukaryota; Viridiplantae; Streptophyta; Magnoliopsida; Fagales; Juglandaceae.